UUUCCUUUCUGCUGUCAUCAAUGCCAUAACAGGUUGGCUUGCCCUUCUUUAUGGUUGAGCUUUGCACUGAAAUUACUCCUUUGCUAUCUCAAUGAGUUGAGAUUGUUGGUUUGCUCAAUACAGGGAAUGAUUUGGAUGUGAUGCAGUGUGUUAGGGUCAUGUAGAAUGUCUGGAUGCUUUUAUGCUUCCUACUUUUAGAGGGUGAGCUUCAUUCAUUUGGUUUUUGACUGUUCUGUCCUCUUAGAUCUUUCUGUUUACAUGUGGUUGCUUUUACGUAGGUCUAACUGUGACUAGUUUGUUUUUUUUUUUUUUAUUCUGGAGUUUCUUUUUCAAUUGUUGAUAGCUAUCACAGAGCUUAGCAAACAGCUGAUGUUGUUUCUGUUUCAGGAAACAGCACAAAACGUGUACUGGAGCAAUAUGUAAAUGCAGGAAGCAAGCUGUUGCCAAUAGAACUCUGGUUUACUUGGCCAGUUGAAUUCACAGUGUUGAAUUGGGAUAUCUGGGGGCACUUAUUCCAUCCUAUUGACUUGGGCAUGGAAACAGCCUAUGGGGAUCUCUGUGUGAAAGCUUGUGGAAGCCAAUUAACAAUUACAGAGAAGGAGGAACAGAAACAUCCUCCUGUGAUUUAUUUGUCCCUAAGUCUGGGCAGAGCCGAACUUCCCAACUCCUGUGAAGAGCUGGGCAAGGAUGGAUGGGACAUAAAUCAAAGCAGAAGUCCUGGAGCCUUAGUCACCAGUCUGAUGGGCUUUCAGUUCACACUUUACCCCCUGAAACUUGAAUUGUUUCUGUACUGUUGACAAAGGAAAAAAUGGCCUCUACUCUAGGCCCACCACCGCCGUACUACGAGAACAGGGGCUUCCAGCCAGAGCCCAUCUACGCUGCCAGGCAGGCAGCAGGUGCUAGUCCUUACCCACAGCUCUUCUCUCCAAGCGCUCCCUCCGUGCCAAGCUACGUCCCAAGGGUUGCCACCCACCAGUCCAGCAGGCCGGUAGCACACCCACCCAGGAGAAGCUGUGCAGCCAGUCUAAGGAAAACCAUAAUCAUAUUAUUAUCUAUAUUAAUAGUCAUUUGUUGUGCAAUUGCUGCUUUCUUCAUCUGGUAUUUUGUAGAGAAUCACUGUCUCAGCUCCCUGAUCGAGUGUGGCUCCUCAGGGGUGUGCAUGUCCCCCUCCCAGUGGUGUGAUGGAGUGAGCGACUGCCCCAACGGGGAGGACGAGAUGCGCUGUGUUAGACUUUUUGGACCAAAUUUUAUCCUGGAAGUUUAUUCACCUGUCAGCAAAUCCUGGUAUCCUGUUUGCCAAGAUGGCUGGAAUGAUGAUUAUGGGAAGAUUGCAUGCAAAGACAUGGGCUACAGCGUGGAUACGUAUUUCCACAGUCAAGGGGUAGUGCCUGAAGUCAGCUUUAAGAGCUACAUGAAGCUGAACACAAGUGCUGGGAAUAUAGACUUGUACAAAAAGCUGUACAGCAGUGGUUCCUGUGCCUCAGGAAAAGUGGUUUCUCUGCGCUGCAUAGAGUGUGGCCUGUCCAGCAAGAGUGUGAGCAUCAUGAACAGGAUCGUGGGUGGCAGCGGGGCCGUGCUGGGGCAGUGGCCGUGGCAGGUCAGCCUGCACGUGCAGGGCACCCACGUCUGCGGGGGCUCCAUCAUCACCCGCCACUGGAUUGUCACAGCAGCACACUGUGUGGAAGGGCGAUUUUCUGACCCACAGAGCUGGAGGGUUUAUGCUGGCAUUCUGAAUCAGGAUGAGAUGCUCUUUAGAAGUGGAUACAGAGUGCAACAGAUAAUUUCUCAUCCAGAUUAUGACACAGACUCUAAAGACAACGAUGUUGCCCUUAUGAAGCUGGAGACACCACUGAGUUUUACUGAAACUGUGAGGCCAGUUUGUCUGCCCAAUCCAGGAAUGAUGUUCCAGCCUAACCAGCAGUGCUGGAUAUCAGGAUGGGGAGCAGAGUACCAAGGAGGUAAAACAUCAAAUAACUUGAAUUUCGUUGCGGUGCCCUUAAUAGAACGUUCAAGGUGUAAUUCUGUUUAUAUCUACAAUGGCAUGAUUCUGCCUACAAUGAUCUGUGCUGGAGACCUAGCAGGGGGAAUUGAUUCCUGUCAGGGUGACAGUGGAGGUCCUCUGGUGACCCACCACCACUCGGUGUGGUGGCUGGUUGGAGAUACCAGCUGGGGCACUGGCUGUGCCACUCCCAACAAACCUGGAGUCUACGGGAACAUGACUGUGUUUACAGACUGGAUUUAUAAAAAUAUGCAGGCAAACAGAUGACAACACUCUCCUUGCCCAUCGAUGUUCCUGAGGACAAGAAUUAAUGAAGCCAUGGGAGCCUGGGAUAUUUAUUCACUCUGUGGUUGAUUUCAUCUCUCCUCUUUGAUUUUUCUUUUUAAAAGUAACAUGAAGGAUUGCACACUUGGUUCUGUGCUGGCUACAGUGACGGAUCUUAAUCAGUGAAGGAUUAUCACAGUGAGCACCUUUCCUCUCCUUGUGGUGCCUGGCAGAGUCAUUCUGUGAACUGCUUCCUGAAAUUUCUCUCUUUUGUUGAGUAACUUUUGCUUGAUGAUCAGGCUUAUAAUGACAAUUUAAAUCACGAUUUAAUUUCAGAUUUUCCUAGCAGGAUGCUGAGACAGUUGGUUUAGUAGUUUUUAAAUUAAAUGUUAAGCAAUGUGAAUGUUGAAUCUCC
Molecule: messenger RNA, 2678 nt
Organism: Cyanistes caeruleus (blue tit)
Lineage: Eukaryota; Metazoa; Chordata; Aves; Passeriformes; Paridae
Gene: TMPRSS2
Product: transmembrane serine protease 2
Biological process (GO): proteolysis
Cellular component (GO): membrane
Molecular function (GO): serine-type endopeptidase activity; protein binding
Source: RefSeq, a predicted model, not a curated record